Molecule: messenger RNA, 1026 nt
Organism: Aspergillus fischeri NRRL 181
Lineage: Eukaryota; Fungi; Ascomycota; Eurotiomycetes; Eurotiales; Aspergillaceae
Exons: 3
Coding region: 1-1026 (341 amino acids)
Source: RefSeq, a predicted model, not a curated record
AUGGAUAAAACCUUUUUUGUUCUUUGUGACUGCACCACCCCGUCAACAACGGCCGUGAACGAGUUGGUCCCAAAUUUGGGGUUAAAUCGCACACGGGUGAUGAUCGAACACCUUGACAGCAUUUACAGGAAGGCUUAUGACUUGGGCAAACCCUUCUUUGAUCCAAGAAUUUAUGACAAGCUGAAGAUUCGCUGUGAAACUCUGGACCUCAAGGACGACGGGGAGUAUGCCAAUGGAAUUCCCGCUCCGAGCUUUUUUGACCCACUUCCUCUUGAGACCCUCAAAAAUCAUCGAAUUAUCACACCAGAUGAGGAAGCCAAAAGGGACUAUCUAUCCUAUGAAAAUAUAUUCGAUAGGACUGAGGACGGGGACACCUCGCAGGUGGUGUCCUACCGUAUUAUGCGGCACUUUGACUGGUAUCGCAGGAACGGGAUCUCUAGUCUCCGAGCACGAUUGAUGGACAUCACAGUAUGGAGAGAAGCGUACGUGCCUCACUUCGUCUCGGUUACCAAGAAUGUUCUUGCUGAUGAAUAUUUCAUGCCUGGCGUCAACGGUCAGCGCGGUUACGCGCCCGCCGGUUGGUGGGAGGAAAAAUCCCUCUCUCUUCCUCAUAUUAUGUGUAUGCUUGAAUUUUACUCCUUCAGAGGUACAGAGGAACUCCUCAGGGGUGAGAUCCUCGGCAUCCUUGCCACUACGAUUACUCGUCUUGAACUCGAGUGUUUUCAGGAUGAGGUAGUCAUACCGGUUCUCAUGUUCUCGGUCAUGUCAGACUUCAAAGCAAGGAUCAUACAAGCGUAUUUUAAUGGCGACAAACUGGUGAUUCGCAAGUCAAGGCUGUACGACUUCUCUACGCCUGAGACCUUGAGCUCCUCGACGAUUCUCUUCAUACAGUGGAUGGCUAGCAAGCCAGUAGGCAACACUAGUGGCUUUGCUCUGGAGGACUUUGAGCCAUUUGAGGAGGAGGAUGAUACCGAAUCAUCUAUCAAGAAGGAGGCCGAAAUUGAAAAGAUCUCUGAUGCGCCUUGA